UCCCAAUUAUCAGAUGUAAGUGGGAAACAAGGCGAAUGAAUACAAAUUAACCAUACUCGUCGUCAACAAAUGCCAAUACAUCGGUGUUGUUCUAAAGUGGGAGUGCCCCAUACCACCUAAAACAUCAAUAAUAAUGCUUCUUUAAGACGAAAAGUAAGUGGUUUACCUAAUAAACAAAAUGCCAGCUAUGAAGGACUCGAACAUUGUAAAAAUCGCUGUGGAAAUGACCAACCAGGUCGCCCAGCUAAUUGAAUUCAAUCAAAAUCAACCCCUUGCCGGGAUUAUCCAAGAAUUAUGCAAUGGAUGGCAACUUUCAGACCCUGACCAAUACGCGUUACAAUUUAACGAAACCAACAACAGAAAUUAUAUCACCGAAAAGAAUCGGAAUGAAAUUAAAAAUGGGCAAGUUUUACGAUUGGCUGAUUCUCCAUCGAAAACCGCUCAGGAUAUCUUAAAUAAAUUAAAUUCGGGGAAUCUGGAUGAGACUGCUGAAGCUGUCAAGAAAUUGGUUACAUUGAGUGCGGAUAUUACGUUUGCUUUGGAUUUUAUAAAUAAACAAGGUCUGGCUUUGAUUAUAAGAAGAAUUGAAAAUGGAAAAUCUAAUGGGGUCGUUCUAGCAAAUACUUUAUUGUCUUUUGUGGAGUUAAUGGAACAUGGGAUUGUAUCUUGGGAUAUACUCAAUGGAAAUUUUAUUACUAGAAUCGUUAGUUUUGUAAACAGUAAUGAUAAUGCUCGAGUUGUUCUAGCUUGUUUAUCAAUACUGGAGAAUGUUGUUUUGAAUAGUACAGAAGGAUAUAGCCAGGUUGAAGGAGAAGUACCGGUAACAUCAUUAUUAAGUCACCUCCAUCAAGAACAAUCAGUUGUUAAACAAAACGCAAUUGCUUUAAUCAACGCUCUCCUUUUAAAAGCGGAUGCCGCGAAACGUCGAAGCGUAGCCACGACGUUGGCGUCAAAACAAGUUCGUCAAGUGAUUCAAGAAAGUAUAAUUCAAAAAGGGGCCGCGGAAGGAGCCGAAAUGGCCCAUCAAUUAUACGUGCUUCAAACGUUAACUUUGGGGCUUUUGGAACAGAGGAUGAUGACCAAAAUAGAUCCUCAAGAUCAAGAUGCUCACGAUAAAAUUAAAGAAUUACGUCGUAUAGCGUUUGAUGGUGAAGGUGCUGGAAGUAUGAGGGGUCCCGGUGGGUUUACAAGGGAUUACAAAAAAUUGGGCUUUAGAAAUGAUAUAAAUCCGGCGAUGGAUUUUAUGGAUACUCCUCCUGGAUUAUUAGCUUUGGAUUGUAUGGUUUAUUUUGCAAGAAAUCACGCUGAUGCUUACACAAAAUUGGUUCUGGAGAAUAGUUGUAGAGCUGAUGAACACGAAUGUCCUUUUGGGAGAGCUAGUGUUGAACUGGUAAGAAUUUUAUGCGAUUUAUUAAAAAUCGGUGAAUCUCCAUCAGAACAGGGUGAAUCUUUUCAUCCUUUAUUUUUCACUCAUGAUCACCCCUUUGAAGAAUGCUUCUGCAUUUGUAUCGUUUUACUAAAUAAAACCUGGAAAGAAAUGCGAGCAACUUCUGAAGAUUUCGGAAAAGUCGCCGGUGUUGUAAGAGAACAAAUCGUAAGAGUUUUACACAGCAAACCACCAUCUUUAGAACAACUAAGAAUUUGUUUACAAAACUUAACUUACAGCGACAUAACAAAUUUAUGGCAACAAGAAAGAACAUCUAGAGAAGAAUGGGAAUCUCACGCAAGGCCAAUCGUUGAUCUCCGCGAACAAAUCACACCGGACAUUUUAAACUUAAUUAAACAGCAAAGAUUAGCCUUUUUAGUUGAGGGUACACGUUUCACAAAAUACUCCGCCAGAGGGCAAAGAAUCAAAGACAAAUUCUGGUUCAUGCGACUAUCUCCGAAUCACAAAGUUUUACAUUACGGCGAUUGCGAUGAAAAGAGUGCCCCAUCAGCCGAAGAGUUAGCCUCAAAAUUAGCCGUUUCGGACAUCAAAGCUUUGUUAGUCGGUCGAGAUUGUCCUCAUACUCGCGGACGGAAAGCCUCGCAUCAAUUAGCGUUUUCUUUGGCGCUGGAAGGGGUUGAUUUGCAAUCUUUAGAUUGCGUCGCACCGGAUGAGCUCACUUUGGCUUAUUGGACAGAUGGGAUUCAUUCGCUUUUGGGACAACGUAUGCAAAGUGAGGAGACUAAGAAAGACUUGGACACUUUGUUGUCAAUGGAAAUUAAAUUGAGGUUGUUGGAUGCCGAAGGAGUUACUAUUCCGCAAGAUCCACCGCCAAUUCCACCUGAUCCACCACAUUAUCAUUUUUGCUAUGAUUUAAAGUAGAUUAAAGAUAUGUUUAGGUAUGAUAUUGAAAUGUAUGGUAGGUGUGUAUUAAUUAAGGCUUGGAACAACUUUUUAUUAAUACACUCUGUAAUCGUCUUUAAUAUAAUCCAAAGAAUUGUAUUUGAGGAAUCUCUUGUAAUCUAGUUUUUAAUCUAUCUGUGCUCUCCUUUUAAACCAACAAUUUUUAUAAUAAAAAUAUCUUUAAUAAUUUUAA
Onthophagus taurus is the source of this 2522-nucleotide messenger RNA. It is a transcript of the gene Ced-12, whose product is annotated as engulfment and cell motility Ced-12. NCBI's taxonomy places the organism in Eukaryota, Metazoa, Arthropoda, Insecta, Coleoptera, Scarabaeidae. The record is from RefSeq and is a predicted model, not a curated record. Gene Ontology annotation, cellular component: plasma membrane. Gene Ontology annotation, biological process: cell motility; actin filament organization.